UGGCGGCGCGCUGAGAGAUUUGCAGAGUUCUGAUAAACAUGAACUUUUAAAUAAAUAAAUAUAUCAACGUUUCGUAUUAGAUUAAGUUAACCACAUUUACGUUUGCAGAGACAUUCAAAACGGUAAACUAUAUUCUCUAUUGAUAAUCAUUAACCUGCAGAAAAUUCUGGCAUUUUUGUUUUGUUUGUUUGUACAUUAUUCGAGCAUCGGAUUCAUGUUUAUAAAUGUCGCCAAUAUUCUCAUCAUCCUAAACGAAGACUUGUUUCAACACGAACAGGAAUAACUCCAGAUGUUUCAACUGAGAUCUGCGGGAUAAAACAUUGUAAAAUGAUGUUUAUUAAAGAAGAGAGUGAGGACAUGAGUUAUCCAGAAUCAUGCAGUUCAAAUGUCAUGAAAAAUGAAGAUACCGAGGAACAAAGAGAGCUGAUGGAAGUGAAAGAGGAAAGUCAAGGACUGAAUGAAGUGAAGGAGGAGAAACACAAUCCGGAUCAGACACUUUAUAGUAUAAAAACUGAACAAAACUCUUUUAGUGAGUCACAAACUGAAAAUAAUUUCUCCCAAAAAAAACCUAAAAGAACAAGAAACAAAUAUUAUUUCACCUGCCCUCAGUGUGGUAAGAACUUCUCCGAGAAAAGUCACCUUCAGAGUCACUUAAGAGUACACACCGGAGAGAAGCCUUUUAUCUGCCAUGAGUGUGGAAAGAAUUUUACACGUAACGGAAGUCUUAAAAAGCAUAUGAUAAUUCACACUAGAGAGAAGCCUUUCAAAUGUCUUCAGUGUGGGAAGGCCUUUCAUAAAGCUUACGGCUUGGAACGCCACCAAAAAAUUCAUACUGGAGAAAAACCUUACAAGUGUUCACAUUGUGGAAAGAGUUUCACUAUUUCAAAAAACCUUAAAGCUCAUGAGAGAGUGCAUACUAGAGAGAGGCCGUACCAUUGCACUUCAUGUGGGAAGAGUUUCAUUAGGUCAGAAAACCUGAAAGCACAUGAGAGAGUGCAUACUAGAGAGAGGCCGUACCAUUGCACUUCAUGUGGAAAGAGUUUCAUUAGGUCAGAAAACCUGAAAACACACAUGAGAUUGCACACUGGAGAGAAGCCAUACCACUGCACUUUAUGUGGGAAGAGUUUCUUUAGGUCAGAUAACCUAAAAGAACACGAGAGAGUGCAUACUGGAGAGAAGCCGUACCACUGCACUUCAUGUGGGAAGAGUUUCAUUACGUCAGAAAACCUGAAAACACACAUGAGAUUGCACACUGGAGAGAAGCCAUACCACUGCACUUUAUGUGGGAAGAGUUUCUUUAGGUCAGAUAACCUAAAAGAACAUGAGAGAGUGCAUACUGGAGAGAAGCCGUACCACUGCACUUCAUGUGGGAAGAGUUUCAUUACGUCAGAAAACCUGAAAGAACAUGAGAGAGUGCAUACUGGAGAGAGGCCGUACCACUGCAUUUUAUGUGAGAAGAGAUUCAUUAGGGCAGGAGACCUGAAACUACAUGAGAGAGUGCACACUGGAGAGAAGCCGUACCACUGCACUUCAUGUGGAAAGAGUUUCAUCAGGUCAGAAAACUUGAAAGCACAUGAGAGGGUGCAUACACGAGAGUGGCCAUACCACUGCACUUCAUGUGGAAAGAGAUUUAUUAGGUCAGAAAACCUGAAAGCUCACAUGAGAGUGCAUGCUCGAGAGAAGCCGUACCACUGCAAAUCAUGUGGGAAGUGUUUCUUUAGGUCAGACAACCUGAAAGUACAUGAAUGAGUGCAUACGGGAGAGAGGCCGUUCCACUGCACUUCAUGUGGGAAGAGUUUCACUACAUCAGGAAACCUGAAAAUACAUGAAAGAGUGCAUACUGGAGAGAAGCCGUACCACUGCAAUUCAUGUGGGAAGAGUUUCAGUACAUCAGGAAACCUGAAACUACAUGAGAGAGUGCAUACUGGAGAGAAGCCGUACCACUGCACUUCAUGUGGGAAGAGUUUCAGCAGCUCAUGCACUCUACAGACUCAUAGGAAAAAUCAUUGUCCAGGGUUGUCAUAGUGAGCAAAGUUAACAUUUAUUUACCUGGCAAAUAGUACGAAAUUUAGAACAAGAAAAAGCUACAUUGAAUUUCUCUCAAUAGAACAAUUAUAAUUAGAGAUGAAGUAUAUGUAAUCUACAAUAGCACCACCGAAGGGAAUUGCUAAAUAAAAAUGCUU
Molecule: messenger RNA, 2183 nt
Organism: Xyrauchen texanus (razorback sucker)
Lineage: Eukaryota; Metazoa; Chordata; Actinopteri; Cypriniformes; Catostomidae
Product: zinc finger protein 501-like
Exons: 2
Coding region: 328-1749 (473 amino acids)
Biological process (GO): regulation of transcription by RNA polymerase II
Molecular function (GO): RNA polymerase II cis-regulatory region sequence-specific DNA binding; DNA-binding transcription factor activity
Source: RefSeq, a predicted model, not a curated record